Jaminaea rosea is the source of this 3122-nucleotide messenger RNA. RefSeq lists its product as hypothetical. Gene Ontology annotation, molecular function: protein binding. The coding region runs from base 165 to 2834 and encodes 889 amino acids. Lineage: Eukaryota; Fungi; Basidiomycota; Exobasidiomycetes; Microstromatales. The transcript has a single exon. The record is from RefSeq and is a predicted model, not a curated record.
AUUCAUUUCUCACCCUAUCUCGGCCCUCCUCUUCAUCCCUCUCUUGCUCCAUACUACCAGCGCUCCUUUGCGCAAUUGUGGACUCCCUUUGCCUUGCUUCGCCCUGCCUCAUCUUGUGAUUUAGCUGAACGGCAAGCGGUUCACUCCCCCUUUACGCGACCAUCAUGAACGUCGAGCGCGUCCCUCAAGAGGAUCGUCGCGUAGUGCCUUCAUCGCAAGCCCGCAUCCCAGCAUCGCCAUCAAAAUCGCAACCUCGCCUUUCGGGGUCGUUCUCCGCCACAGCAAAUACCACUCCGCUCCAAAUGCAAGACAUCAAUGUAAAGCAACGCCAGCCAUCCUUCGCGACGCGUCACGCCCAUGCAGGUGUGGACACGCCCCCGCCAUCCUCGCCCCUGCCUUCAGACAAUGAAGGGCGCGGUAUGAGAUCGUCAUCAAUCACAGCCAUCUUCUCAUCGUCACCAACUCGCCAACGCGAUGGAUCCGACGAGAGCAGUCCCGCCGCAUCUUCUCCCAUCAAGCCCGCAUACAGGUCGCGUCCUUCCCUCGGCACCUCCCACGCUGCCUCGCAGCUGAGCAAGGCUGACCCCUUUGCGGGGCUCAAGGAGCUCGACGCUGCAGCUAGUCAAGUCAACAACGCGUCAUACGUCCUCUUCGGCUCCUUCACGCACGCCCUCCUCCUUGGGCGUAGCAAGCCGACCGGCCAGCCCCACGCGUCAUCCGCUUCCAACACUCCGGAGGCGGACGAUUCUGUCCCGCAAGCUAGCCCCGGAGUUGGCACUAAGCCUACCCAACAUAUCCCUCUACCCAACCACGCGCGUCAUGUCAGUCGCAGGCACGCCAUCAUCGAGUGGCUUCCGUUCUCGCCUCUGCCUCGAGCUGUGGACAGCAGAGCCAAGAAGACCCCCUCUGGCGGCUUUGUCGUGCGCAUUCUGGGUCAGAACGGGCUCAUUGUAGACGGAAAGAGGCGUCGGGAGGGACAUGUGCUGCGUCUUGAGCCAGGAAAGAGCACUAUCGACUUCUUUGGUGUCAAGACCAUCUUCGAGAUUCACCCUGACGCGAGCAGGCCGAUGCACGCAGUCACGAGCAAGGCAAAGAAGGCUGCAAGAGCCAGCCUGCCAGGUGCUGAUGGCAGCAGCCCAGCAAAGAGGCCAGCAAGCGACAGCAUUAGGAGGAGCGCGUCGAUGAGGCAGCUCGAGCAGUCUCAAGAUGCUUCGCAGGAAGCCGUCUCUCAACUGCUUGGCGCUGCUCUGUCCUCGCAGUCGAGAUUUGUCAAGACGUCCAACGCUCAAGGCGCACCGCUCUCACCACCAAGCAGCAGCCCUGCACCCUUCGCAACCUCGUCUCCUGCUGGCCCUAGUGCCGACCGCGAUGGGGAGGACGGCGCUGAGGAGCCCUUGUCUCCCAGUCUGGGACGAGGUCGCGCUGAUCUCGAGCUCUCGAUGCCGCCCCUCUCCCUCGGCCUCAGCUCGGUCGGCACGCCUUCCUCUGCUACCCCGGCUGUCCCUCGCGCCGCGGAACGCGAGAACGCCGAUGCUGCCGACACCACAAUCCCAGGCGAGGUCGAGAAUGAGGCCGCCACGCGCGCUGCCAAGCAGCCCCGCACCGAGCUUGAGGCUGCGCCUGUUGAUGGUGCUGAGAGCGACCUCACGCCAUCACCCGAGCUGGCACCCCGUGCCCUGCCGUCAUCCUCUGAGGCGUCCGCAGCCCCAGCCAUGUCGAGCACGCCCAAGCCUGCCGCUCAAGCUGCAAGCCAAGGCCCCUUCGCAUCACGUGCUCGCACCCUCAAGCCCACCACCAGCCAGAUCAUGAUGCCUCCACCCAAAGUCCCCGCCUCUGCUACUGCCACUGGUUCCGCAGCCGCCCGCGGGCCUUCCAGUGGCUCCUCCUCGCCGGCUCCUAGCGCUGGCGCAGGACCCGACUCUCAGCAAUUCCGUAACGCCUUGCGAGACCAAGCGCGUGCGUGCGUAGCGGUCCUCGCUCCCACUUACGAUCUCGAAGGGCUUCUCGCCGGUGCAAUCGUCUUCCACCGCACGGCGACGAUCAGCGCGAGUGAGGCCGUGCGCUCCGUUUUGGCAUCAACGCAGGGCCUCAUGCGUGGUGAAGCAGGUGGGAGUGCUGCUGCUACAGACCUGGCUCAAGGUUCGAUCGUCUCCGGCUGGGGAGCAGCGCAGCUCCUCUCUUCUCUCCCCGCCUCAACGGCCACCGAGCGCUGGACCUCUACAGCUCGCCGUGCCUGGACCGAGAGGCUCGAGAGCGUUCUCCAGUCGAAGCCUAUGUUCGGGCAGAUCCAUCGUGCAGGCAAGGAUGCCUCUGGCCACUCGCUCGAGCAUUGGUACUACUACGAUGCUGCGGGCGAUGAAGAUCGUGAGCGUGCAGCGAACUUGGGUAGCUUGGCUAAGCCGAUCAGGGGGGCGCUCAAGACUCACAAACCUAUCUUCUGGAAGAAGGGGGCCUACCCGAAGAGCGCAGAUGAGGAGGUUGGCGUCGCCACCAGCUCCGCGACCACGGAGACGUCGAGCGCUGCUGCGCCUUCUUCCUCUUCGUCAUCGUGGCUUCUCAAGGACGGGCCAAUGGGCGAUUCGCAGAUUGGCCCUGCCUUCCCUUCCACUCCUACCGUGACUGCCUCUGCAUCUACUGGCUCGAUGCCCUCAUCUUCAUCCUCUUCGGCCAAGCGGCCUAUGCUCGACGAGCGCCGUAUCUGGGAGGAGACGCAGCCUGAGGAGCGUGAGUCUACGUGGGACAAGGAGGGGGAUAUGGACUGGUCGGGAAGGAGUGGAGGGGGAUCGACGGGUAGUGGCGUCGGCGCAUCGAGUGGGAAGAGAAGGAGGAAGUGAGCCAGAACAGAACGGACUACGUCCCAACGGAAAGUGAAUCAAAUGCAUGAAGCUCUAUAUCUUAGCAAGUGAUGCAUUUGCUGAGCUAACGAGCGUAGCUCGAUGCGACCUCGAGGUGCACGAGGAGUGACCCGCGUGCAAGGGUAUAAAGACUGUGGUGGUAUGCCAGGAGCGCGGGGAUGGGCCACGGUGUUGAGGGAAGAGGAUGCCAACUAGCGGUCUCGAGCUUCAUGUCCGCCGUACGAGCCACGCCACGCUGCGCUACGGUACACCCUCUCGUUACUCUCA